GGAGGAGGAGGAGGAUGGGACACUGCUGAUGCUGAUGCGAGAGCUUUCGGUGUCUGACUGUGAUCAACAUCGGUGGACUGACUGCCAAAUGAUGGAGCUUUUUGGUCUUGUUUUAUACCCAUUUUGUUCUAUUAUUGGCUUCGACGAGGGACGCUGUGACUGAUGUGUUUUUUGAGAAUAAGAUAACUAAGAAUUUAAGGAGAAGGGGAAGGUUUCGUGUCGUCACUCGUCUGGCCUGUCUUGUGACUGACACAGGUGGAUUGCCGCUGGAAAACGGCAUCGAAAUGAAGACAUAAUCUUGGACUAUCGCAGAGGCGACAGUUUCCGUAGUUACCUCUUAAACCGUGGAAUACAGAAACUACCAUUUGGUUUAAUUAAAUUAGGAGAGGUAGAAGCGGGACUGUUUGGCGUGUUAGCUAGCUAAUAGGCUAAUUUGGUUAGCUAGUCAGUUAGCAGCUUCUCUGGCCAAUGGCACGAAAGAAGUGGGAUGCUCGAAGGAGGAGCUAACGUUAGUUGCUAGCAUAAAUUCAUUGGGAGGUUUGACUGUCGGUGUUAGCUAUAUUUAGUAAACCGCCUUGAAAGAUUUAACAUUAUAGCUCGGGGUUAGGUUUGAGUCACGCCGUUUCCUCGCUGCACUUUGGCUCCUCAGCAAAGAAGCUUGCGAUGUAUAAGAUUGGAUAAUCGGCUAAGAAAGCUAAUGUUGACAAACACUGGUGACUUAACCAACGCGUUAAUUUUUUUCGUUUCCAAUUGGCUCACGAGGAGAGAUGCUGUCAGUAGUUCAUUUCUGAGACUUUAUUGCGGUGAUUUACCAGCUUCCAGGCAGAAGUGAAGCAUGUUAACGUUGGAUGUGCUGAAGCGCAAACAAUUGGCAACAACCAGGAGUGGACCUGCCAUGACAGAAAGCCAAAUAGUAGGUCAAAACACAUUAGAGCAAGAGUAUGCCUUUUUGAAUUUAGGUAACAUUGUUGUCAAGAUGUGGAUGGCAACUAACGUUACUGAAGUUAAAACAACAAAUAUGUGUUAAUCCGUUGCCUGACUGACAUUGUUUCUAAACCUAGCCCAACUUCUUAAAACUACACCUACUAGUCUUGCUAAGUUAUACUAUUAUUUAUAAAAUCACAAUACCGGCCUGCAUUUUUUAAAUGUCAGACGAAGGCAAUGCUUGUAGGAAUCCCACACAUUCAUUUCAAGAUGUCAUUGUUGGAGAUGUGUAAUGCCAUUUAAAAAAAAAACAACAACAUGGCAUUUAAGCUAAAGAACUUAAUCUCGACGACAGCAGUGAGAUAAUACGCCAGCUUUCUGAAGUUUGUAAAGUGGAACAGCCAAUUUAAAUGGAACCGACAGUUCUGUCUGGCCCUUUGGGGCACACACAGUGGGAGUCAGAACAGCCAUUUCCUCUCGGAUUUCACACACUGGAUUCAGACAAUGGAGGUGUGCUCUGUCAAAACAAGGGUGACCAGACAGGUUUGGCUUUCAGAAGCGGCGACCAGGAUCAAACAUCCCAACAUGGUGUAGAAAACAACAUUUACCAGGACAAGCCAGUAAAGUUGGACAACCUCAUAAAUAUCACUGUUUUUCCAAGUGGAGAUUUUCUGUUUGAGGGAGAUCAGUCCAAUAUUUCCCAAGCUUCUCUCCAUAGUAGUCAUAUAGAGGAAUUGCCCUUCACAGAAAAAACUGAGGGACCUGAUGAACUUAGUGACUGCACUUUGUCAUGGCUAUUUUCUCCCAAACUCACUGAUGGGAUUGGGAAAAACUCUGCCCAUGAGGAACUGAGUCUGACGCAGGAUGCCUCUCCUGAGAGCCCAAAUGCCCUCAGUAGUCAGGCUGAGCUAAUAAGCCUCAGUGUACCGGUCUCUCCAUCGAAGAUUUCCGACAGAAAUCCCGAGACUGACACACGGGAUCCAUUUUUGUUGGUGGAUCUCCUCUCAAAUGAACACUCUUCCCUCCCACCAGAGUCUUCAGGUGAGUUGAACCAACAGGCUGUCAGUGAGGAGCUGGUAGGCCUGUCGCAAGUGGAGCAGGCAGGUCUCCCUCCCUCGCAGAGCUGGGAGACUUUGUCACACGACACCAGAGACAAAGGUUUAUUAACUGAUCAAGUGACUGUUCUGCCUGUAACCUGGAGCACUACCCUGCAUGGUUUACCUGAGAACUGCCUCCCGCAUAACCACGUCAGCAGACCACUGGAGUGCUUUGAAGGAUCUGUGCCUUUGUUGGAUUUAGAGGUUCCAGAUUGUGACAGCAGUCUGAGCCUGUGUCCUGCCAGUCCUCCCUCUGUUAUCUGCACAGGUCCACCAUUGGAUUUAUCAACCGAGGAGUCGGAGGUGGAACAUGCAGGAGCUACUGUAAAUAGAAAUGUGACUUCAGACCAAGGUGAGAAUGACUCCUUUGCUCUGGGUUUGUCAGCUGAACCUUCAUCACUGACAGUGCCUCUGGGUGAAGAUGCCUUCAACCUGGGUGAUUUCACCAGUGAGAGUUGCUCUGUGGAAAAUGAGUCAAAGGAUUUAAUGGAAGACGAUAUUUGUUCUGAAGCCAAAAAUCAGGGGAAUGAGGCAAUGGCUUUGGAUCUGUCUUUGACUGCUGACCAGGUCCAUGACAAGGAAACUUGGGACUUGAAACCACAGGAGGGUGUACAGAAUGGAAGUGUUCCCGCACCGACAACUGACCCGAGAGAAGAGGAGAGGUUGACAGACGGUAACAAGCUCGAAGGAUCAGAUUGUCAUGAAGUGUCUUCUUUUGAUUUUUCAGUUCAGGAUUUACACACUUCUUCUCCUGAGGCUGCAUGGACUAGUGAGCAAACUGUGGAGACACUUUCGCUCUCUAAUAUGGUGGCAGAUGACUCACUACCAAUGGUUUCAGCUGAGAAUACGAGGGAGGAAGAUGUCCCCCCUCUAAAAGCUGUGUUCGAUGCUUUAGACCAAGAUGGAGAUGGCUUUGUUCGUAUUGAAGAGUUCAUGGAGUUUGCUGCAGCCUAUGGGGCUGAUCAGGUGAAGGAUCUGACCAAGUUUUUGGAUCCCAGUGGACUGGGAGUGAUCAGCUUUGAAGACUUCCACCGUGGAAUCUCUGCAAUCAGCAAUGGAGGUCCAGAGCCACCGCUCUACAAUGUAAACUACAGUCCAGGCGAUGGAGCUGUGGGCUGUCCAGAGGAGUACGAUGAGCAAAAUGAGGUGACGGACAGUGCGUACCUGGGCUCAGAGAGCACUUACAGUGAGUGUGAGACCUUCACCGAUGAGGACACAGGGGCCCUCGUACCCCCCGAGAUGCAUGAGGACGUGGAAACGGACAGCGGCAUCGAGGCCACACUGCACGACCCUGAAGAUGGCGGAAAUAGGUUCUCCCUGAACUCUGAGCUCCAUAACCACUCUCUGGUGACGGUCAUCGGUGGAGAGGAGGAGCACUUUGAGGACUUUGGGGAAAGCAACAGCUCUGAGUUGCUACUGGAGAGCAGCGUGGAGGGGACCGAGGGGGAGGGCCACUCCCCUCUGGUGCAGCCACCUGAGCAGAUCAAUGGCUCCUCACUGCUCUCUCCCAGUGCACCUGCUCCUCUCCCUGACUGCUUUCAGAGCUUCCUCAGGGAGGAGGCGCUGGACUUUUUCUGUAGUCAGUGUCACAAACAAAUAAGUCGUCUCGAGGACCUCUCCACUCGUCUCAAUUUCCUAGAGAUGACUAGCGCUGGCAAGAGGCUCUCCAGCAAGAAAGUAGCAAGACAUCUCCUCCAGAACAGCUCGAUGACUCUGGACACCAUGAGCGACUUGACUCGGGACAUCCUGGAGCUCGCUGACAACGACAUCACAGACAAGGUGCUCCUCCUUGAGCGUCGAGUGGCGGAGCUGGAAAAGGAGUCUGAGUCAUCGGGGGAGCAGCAUACGCGGCUGCGCCAGGAGAACCUUCACCUGGUGCACCGGGCCAAUGCCUUAGAGGAGCAGCUGAAGGAGCAGGAGGUCCACGCCGACGAGAAACUACAGCAGGAGACUCGUCGUCACAAGGAGGCCCUGAUCAAGCUGGAGAGGGAGAGGGGGCUGGAGCUGGAAAACCUGCAGGCCAGGCUGCAGCAGCUGGACGAGGAGAACAGUGAGCUGAGGUCCUGUGUUCCUUGUCUUCGAGCAAACAUUGAGAGACAAGAGGAGGAGAAGAGGAAGCUGCAGGAUGAGACCGAAGCAAUGUGCGACAGGCUGCAGGAAGAAACGGAGUCCCGCAGGAAGAUGGCUGACAAGCUGAGCCAUGAGCGCCACCAGAACCAGAAGGAGAAGGAGUGCACUCAGGAGCUCAUUGAGGACUUGCGUAAACAGCUCGAGCACCUACAGCUCUACAAGCUGGAGGCUGAAGCAAAGAGAGGGCGCACGCCGGGCGCGGGGCUGCAGGAAUAUCAGACCCGCACACGCGAAGCCGAGCUGGAGCAAGAGAUCAAACGCCUCAAACAGGACAACCGCAGCCUGAAGGAGCAGAACGACGAGUUAAACGGCCAGAUUAUCAACCUGAGCAUCCAGGGAGCCAAGAACUUGAUGUCGGCCUCCUUCUCCGACUCCCUGGCAGCUGAGAUCAACAACGUGUCUCGUGUAGAGUUGAUGGAGGCUGUCCACAAACAGGAGGAGAUCAACUACAGACUCCAGGACUACAUUGACAAGAUCAUUGUGGCCAUCAUGGAGUGCAACCCCUCCAUCCUUGAGGUCAAAUAGACUCCGUGCAGCCAGAUGGCCGUGCACAGUGACUCCUCAGGCUGUUAGAAAUACUGGAGACUUGGCUAAAAGAAAACUACCGAGAGGAUGUAAAAAAUAUUUGGACAUCACUUUGGUAGGAAAACACCACGCGCUCAACUCAUCCAACUCCUCACCCCCCCCAAAAAGAGAAGGAUUUAAGAUUUCUAAGAAGUCAAUUGCUGUCAGUGGGGGGGGAAAAAAGCAAAUUUCAGUUAAUAUCCCUGGAGUCUGUACUUCUUUGUGAGUGUAUGUGUUAACUCUCCUGAAUACACUUGGGUUCCUGUGACCUCCAUGUAUUUGGCUAGAGGGACCCGAGUCUCCCCUUGUUGAAUGAGUGAAUGUUUAAAUGUGUACAAGAGGUCAGCACCACAAAGGGUUAGAAAAUCGUCCUGUCCCUUUCCCUCAAAAACAGUGUCAAUGUAAGCUAAAAAAAAAAACUAAACCAGACAAUUCUACAGUACCGAAAGGCCUUAAAUGAAAGGUGAUCAAAGUAUUUAUUAAUUAUGCAUGCCAUACAUGCCUCCAUUCAGUCUGUGACGUGUUACCUGGGACGACGGCGGUGGUGGUAUGGGGGUUGUGAUCUCCUGAACCACGCUGAAUCGUGUUUUAUUCACAAGUGAGAAAGCCGUAUGAAGCACUGGGCAGGAGAUUGGGGCAGCAGUUUUCACUUUUUUCAAUUUGUCUUUAAUGUGUUUAAAGCUUGCAGUGCCGCCUACCCGUCACUAUAACCGUGUGUUCUGUCCUCUAACAAAGUUCACCUGUCUUUCCAGUGAACCCAAGUGAGGGACGUUUCUAGGGGAAGAGGAUGAGAAACGCCUGGAGGGGGAUUUUUGUGUGUGUGCGUGUGUUUUUUCUUUCUUUUUUUUUUUUUGCGCGGUGUUACUUUAAGGUUUUGAAAAACUUGGUCCCAAAUUAAGGAGCUGUGUGGUUUAUAAAUUGCUUCAUCUCCUUUUUUCGUUUUACAAUGAAACAGGGUCCAGGAGCUCAGGUGGGCUGGAAACCUCAAGUAGAAGAAAAAUGCUACAUUUCCCAUCACUCCCUGGCACAAAUCUUAAAUAACCCAAACAUAUCUCACUAAGUGCAGACUGAGUACUGGAACUGACUAAAUGCAUCCUGCUCAUACUGACACGCUCACUCUGUAAACUCUCCAGGCACUUGAACUAAGCAUGAAGGGAAACUGAUGAGUGAUUCUGGGAAUUUUUUUUAGUACAGCCCACCUGACCCCAGUGUUCUCUUGCUGAGUGAAAGUAAUGAGGAGCAAGCUUAUCCAGGUAACCGACCUUUUUCUUUUUUUUUUUUUUUUUUUUUUUUUUACUUUUCUAGCUGCACAGGUGAUUUAUUUUCGGUAAAAAUGUUAUUGAGACAGAAAAAUGCUGAUAUUUGAGUUGUACGUGAAUAAUCAAAUGGUUGUACUUUGCACUAAGUUUUGUUUUGAUUUCAUUAUUGUUUUUUUGUUGUUGUUUUUUUAUAUAGAAAAAACAUGUAUUGUGAAGGGAUCAAAUCAUAAGAUAGUUUAAAGCCUGUAUGAUAGUGUGGGCUGCAGACAUCCCACUCACUAAUGUCAUAUAUAUCAAUUGGAAAUAUUUAAGAAUACUACAAACUACAUUUUGCAGCCAUGUCUUAAGAUGAGGGUUUUUUUCAGCCAUCAGGAGUUUAGAUGAUCUUUUUUUGCCUGCUAUUGGCCAGUUUAAUGUUUUUUUCAGACCAGAUAUAUAAUACUGAAGAGACGUGGCAGACUUUGGUAGCAAUAAUGCUUGGCAAGAAAGUGGAAUGGUGGAGGGCAGACAAAACAAACCUGCUCUUUAUUUCCUCUGCUGAAGCAACAUCUGCUUUUUCGAAGAUGUACGGAGUGCUUUUGGACUGAUGCCGGGCUUAUCGGUACAACGCAGCCAUUACUUUUGGACUGAAACUGGACAUAAAAAAAACCUACCGGACCUCUUGAUGGAUUUCUAGUCGAAUGUUAGUUGGGUAUUUUUUUUUUUUUUUUUUGUCCAAACAGCAUGGCAUCCUGCACCAGUAUGCUAAGAAGAAUUCCUAUUUUUCACCCUGUUCACCUUUUAUGUCAUUGCUCUUCUUCACCUGCCACUGGUAGGUAGGUAAUGGGAAAAAAAAUGGCCUUGGAUGUAAAUGACUUGUACAUGUAAAGUUUUUUCUACACUCAUUCUAGAUUCUAGGUAUUUUUAUAGUCGGAAGAAAAAGAACAUUUCUUCUUCUUGUCUUAUGCUGAGAGACAGCUGCCUGUAUUCUUCUCUAGCAUGUAGCGUGUACAGUAUCUAUUGGUAUUUCGUUUUCUUUCUUUUCCUCGUUUGAAAUCACAUGCCGAUAUUUAUUCAUCAUUUUGACACAAACGACAACUCACACUCUGUGACGUGUUCUGCUGAAUAUAUCUUUGUACAUUUUUGAAUUCACAAAGGGGGAGAUUAAUUCACAGCGAAUGAAUCUGUGAGGAGACUUAAUUGAAUUUGGAGAAAUGUUUAAAGCAUUGUCUUUUGGGUGACUCGCCAUCGUGUGCAAAAAGCUUGAAUGUGACCUGCUCGGGUGGUCGUUUUGUUGAGGUCGUGGCACUCUUCCAUAAUGCUGACGUUGCUGUGACCUCCUCAGGGUUGUGAUUUUUAGACAAAUGGCAGUUUCUACUGUUGUCUUCCCAGAUGGAGUCAGGUCCUGCAUGGAAACGCCAAUUUGUAUCGUUUAUCUCUGAUUCAGUCGUGUGACCUAUGUUUUGACUGACAAAUCAUAUGCUAUAAUUUCCAUUAGUGGAGUUGUGAGACCUCGAAAUGUCAACACCUAAAACCUCAUAGCAAGGCUUUGCCGAGUUCAGCUUCCUGCCUUUUAGUGUGACAGGAGGUUUGCCACAACAGAUUUAAUAAUUAUUCUUUAUGGUAAUGAAUCCUUUUUUGCAUUACAAACAGGAAAUGGGAUGACACUUGAACACAGCAGGCUAUACUACACUUAAUUCUCUCCGUGCUUCAUAUUUACGUGUCUGCGUUUCACAGAUUUGGGACCGGCAACAGAAAUACUAGACAGUGAGACGACAGAGCUGAUAUAACAUUCCCUUUUUAGCAGAGCUGCACUUUAACCACCAAGUUUCUCCAUUUUAACUCUUGCUCUCAAAAUGACCAAAGACAGAUGUUACAACUUAAACUGAUUAUUUUAUGCAUCGGGGUCUGUUAUCUUUUGGUAACUGUUCUGAUAAAUCGACAGACUCUUGAGUUUGCCCUGAAAGAAAACCUAACCCGGCCUGCUAGUCUAAACACUGUGCCUCUGUGUCUCAAACUUUGCCUCGAAACGAACCUGAUGAUGAGCCCUGGGGGAAGCACUGACCACGUUACUGUCAGUUUGUUAAAUCAUAAUGAUGAAAACCUAAACUGUAAAUAUGAAUUGUCGUUAUUUUUUUUUGGGAACUUUUUCUCUCUCACGCUCACUUCCAGUGUCCAAAGAAAGUUUGCUCAAGGCACAAACAUCACUACUGGAGUAGUGCAUGGCUUGCCAUUAUGUGACAUGGGAAGAUAAAAAGAGAAAUAUUGUAGAAAAGAGAAAUUGUAAAAGUUAAAUUUAUUCCUAUUUUCAAAGAUAAAUGUAUAAAUUAUAACAGUAUGGGUUACAGCUGUAUAUUAUUUUUGAAGAUCCCCAAAUGAUCUAAUCCUAAUUGUUACUGGGGAAAUAUAAUUUCUGUCAUUGUAAAAAGAGAACAAUUUAAAGGUAAGCAGUGAAAGUAAGAUUAGAAAAUAAAUGGAAUAAAAUGGC
Perca fluviatilis (European perch) is the source of this 8441-nucleotide messenger RNA. It is a transcript of the gene rab11fip3, whose product is annotated as RAB11 family interacting protein 3 (class II). The coding region runs from base 1335 to 4676 and encodes 1113 amino acids. Gene Ontology annotation, molecular function: calcium ion binding. NCBI's taxonomy places the organism in Eukaryota, Metazoa, Chordata, Actinopteri, Perciformes, Percidae. Gene Ontology annotation, cellular component: endocytic vesicle; recycling endosome membrane; midbody. Gene Ontology annotation, biological process: endocytic recycling; regulation of cytokinesis. The record is from RefSeq and is a predicted model, not a curated record. The transcript has 14 exons.